Messenger RNA from Arabidopsis lyrata subsp. lyrata, 7052 nucleotides. RefSeq lists its product as uncharacterized. The record is from RefSeq and is a predicted model, not a curated record. The transcript has 8 exons. Bases 23 to 6703 code for a protein of 2226 amino acids. NCBI's taxonomy places the organism in Eukaryota, Viridiplantae, Streptophyta, Magnoliopsida, Brassicales, Brassicaceae.
UUUAGGGUUUGAUGCGUUGGCGAUGUUCAGUGAUCGGCGAAAGCGGGAUAUGGCUAAUCAUGGAGAUGGAAACAAGUACGCGUCUGUGAAUCUGAAUAAGUCUUAUGGAUAUCAAUCUCAUCAUCAGUAUAAUCAAUCUGGAGGUUAUGGGCGGGGGAGAGGAGGUGGUGGAUAUGGCGGUGGUGGUGGUGGUGGAGGAGGAAGUAUGGUUGUCCUUUCACGGCCAAGAAGCUCGCAAAAUGCUGGGCAGAAGCUAUCUGUUCCACCCCCCUUGAACCUUCCUUCACUCCGUAAGGAGCAUGAGCGUGUUGAUUCGUCUGGUUCGAGCUUUCAUUCCGGUGGAGGAAUCGCUGGGAGUGGAACGAGACCUGCUUCAUCUGGUAUGGGGUGGAGUAAGCCUGCUGCUACAGCUACUGAUGGUGAUAUUGCUAACCAUACUGCUGAAGGUGUUACCAGGGGGAGUAAUGGGUUGAAUACGUCUCUUGCUUCUCGGGUUGGUGCAACCGAGCCUAUGGAACGGGCUUUUCAUCAUGUAGAGAAAGUUGCAACUUUGAGGGGUGAAGAUUUUCCGUCUCUUAAGGCUUCUUUGCCAUCAGCUUCUGUGUCUGGGCAGAAACAGAAGGAGGGUUUGAAUCAGAAGCAGAAGCAAACUGCAGGUGAAGAUUUUUCAAAAGAGCCGAGAGGUGUCUCUGGUGUGAGCAGUUCACUUGUAGAUAUGAGACCUCAAAAUCAGUCUGGGCAUAGCCGGCUCGGCAAUGAGCUCAGUGAGAGUCCUAGUUUCUCAGAUGGAUUACAUUCAUCUGAACAGUUGAGGAAAAAGGAGUAUUUUCCAGGGCCACUGCCUCUUGUUCGUUUGGCCCCACGAUCCGAUUGGGCUGAUGAUGAGCGUGACACUAGUCAUGGCUUAAGAGAUCGGGACAGGGAUCAUGGCUAUUCAAAGAAUGAACCAUUUUGGGAUAGGGGUUUUGAUCAUCCGAGGCCUCAUGUCCUGCCCCAGAAGCAUGCUGCUCCUAGUCUUUUUGAUAAACCAGGACAGCGUGAAAAUGAAAUUGCAAAGUCCUCUUUGACUCAAGUAAGACCACUAAGUGGAGGAGGAAGGGAGGCCAACGCUUGGAGAGUCUCCCCACCACUCCAAAAUGAAGGUGCAAAUAAUAAUAAAAAUGUUUAUGGAGCAAGGCCGUCUAGUCGGGGCAGAGAAACUACUAAGAAAAGUAAUUACGUCUUGUCAUCAUCAAGGGAGAAUGUUUGGAAUAAUAGUGGAGCUAGAGAGGCUCCAUAUCAGCAUGGAGGAAGACAGCCAUGGAGUAAUAAUAUGGAUAGUUCCAGCAACAGGGGAACUUAUAAUCGGGAUGGGUAUGGAAUUGAACAUCAGAAUAGGGAUAAACGCCCAUUCUUCAAGAGUGACAAACCUCAUGUGGAAGAUCCUUUUAUGAAAGACUUUGGUGACUCUGGUUUUGAUGUCCAUGAUCCAUUCCCAGUACUUGGUGUUGCUAAGAAGAAGAAAGAGGCUUUAAAGCAAACAGAGUUUCACGAUCCUGUCAGGGAAUCAUUUGAGGCUGAACUUGAGCGAGUUCAAAAGAUGCAGGAAGAGGAACGCCGGCGGAUCAUCGAGGAACAUGAAAGGGUGAUAGAACUAGCUCGAACAGAAGAAGAAGAGCGACUACGGCUGGCUCGCGAACAAGAUGAGCGGCAGAGAAGAUUAGAAGAAGAGGCCAGAGAAGCUGCUUUCAGAAACGAGCAGGAGAGACUAGAGGCUACAAGGAGGGCAGAAGAGUUGAGAAAGUCAAAAGAAGAGGAGAAACAUAGGUUGUUCAUGGAAGAAGAAAGGAGGAAGCAGGCUGCUAAGCAAAAGCUUCUAGAAUUGGAAGAAAAGAUUUCCAGAAGACAGGCUGAAGCUGCCAAAGGUUGCAGCAGCUCUUCAACUAUUUCAGAGGAUAAAUUCUUAGAUAUUGUUAAAGAAAAAGAGUCUGCAGAUGUUGUUGACUGGGAAGACAGCGAAAGAAUGGUGGAUAGAAUUACUACCUCAUCAACUUUAGAUCUAUCAGUACCCAUUAGAUCAUUUGAGAGCAGUGCCACGUCUCAAUUUUCUAGAGAUGGUUCUUUUGGGUUCCCUGAUAGACAAAAGCCUACUUGGAGAAAGGAAGAUAUUGAGAGUGGAAGCAAUUCGAGGUUUAUUCCACAAAAUAUGGAGAAUGUUCCACAUAGCCCGCAGGAAGAAUUCUUUGGGACAGCUGGAUAUCUUAGUGCCCCUUCCUACUUCAAACCAGGGUUCCCAGAGCAUUCAGUUGAUCAGAGUUGGAGAAUUCCUGGAGAUGGAAGGACCCAUGGUAGGAACUAUGGAAUGGAAUCUGAAUCUCGUGAAAAUUUUGGAGAGCAAUAUGGUGAUCCUGGAUGGGGACAAAACCAGGGCCGUCCACGGCAUGGUCCAUAUUCUCCUUAUCCUGAAAAGUUGUAUCAGAAUCCCGAGGGGGAUGACUAUUACCCUUUUGGGAGACCAAGGUAUUCAGUUAGGCAGCCGCGUGUUCUUCCCCCUCCCCAGGAGUCUAGGCAAAAGGCAUCCUUUAGAAGCGGGGUUGAGCAUCCUGGUCCCUCAACUUCUAUUGGAGGGAUUAACUACAGCCAUAAAGGUAGGACUAAUUCGACUGUUCUAGCCAAUUAUAUAGAGGAUCUUCAAGAUCAUCAUGUGCUGCCCGGAAGUGGUAUUGAUGAACAUCAUCGGUUCGAUAGCAAGCUGACUGGAAGAUGUGACUCUCAAUCUUCACUUUCCGUUACUAGCCCACCUGAUUCCCCUGUUCAUCUCUCUCAUGAUGACUUGGAUGAAUCAGCAGAUUUAUCUGUCUUAGCUGCUUCCAGAAUGGGAGAAGAUGCUGGUUUAUUAGAGAAGGGGGGAGCACCAAUUAUCUCUAGUGAUACUGGAAAGGAUAGUUUGAUGAUUGCUACAGGCUCUGUGUCUUGCUGGGAUAAUGAAGAAUGGACUCUUGACAGUAAUGAACGGUUGCAGGAACAAGAAGAAUACGACGAAGAUGAAGAUGGAUACCAGGAGGAGGAUAAAAUACACGGGGUUGAUGAGAACAUAGAUCUCGCCCAAGAGUUAGAAGAAAUGCAUCUCGAGGAUAAAGACUCUAAUCUAGUCUUAGGAUUUAAUGAAGGAGUGGAGGUUGAAAUUCCCAGCGAUGACUUUGAAAAAUGUCAACGGAACUCCGAAGCUACAUUUCCACUUCAUCAGCAUACUAUCGAUUCUUUAGAUGAUGAAAGACCUUCUAUUGAGACAAGCCUUGGUGAACAAGCCGCCCAACCUGCUGAUGUUUCUGAUCCGUUGAGCAUGCAUAAUGCAUCUAGGAGUUUCCAGGCUGCUGAAACCACGAUGCAGAAUAUGACAAUUCACCCAAAUAGUGGUCGUCAGUCAUUUGAGGUGGGCAAUAAAGUAGACUCCACAAGUAACUCUACCGUUUCUACUCAUCCUGUCAUACCACCUCACAGCACGGGUCUGCAUCCAUCUCUUCAGACAGCGAUUCCUCCUGUAUCUACUUCAGCACAUAUGGAGGAGCCUGUUAAGUUUCAGUUUGGUUUGUUUUCUGGUCCUUCGCUGAUACCUUCUCCUUUCCCUGCCAUACAGAUUGGUUCCAUCCAAAUGCCUCUUCCUCUUCAUCCUCAAUUUGGUUCCUCGCUUACCCAUAUCCAACAGCCCCAAUCUCCUCUCAUUCAGUUUGGUCAACUACGAUAUACAUCCCCAAUAUCCCAAGGGGUGCUGCCACCGCCACAUCAUUCAGUUGUCCAAGCGAAUGGUUUACCAACUUAUGCUUUGAAUCAGAAUCCUGGAUCCUCGGUGACUGUUGGUCAAGGAAAUUCGGCUAACCUGCUUGCUAGAAACGCAGCAACCUCUGUCUCACACCCUCAGCUUAGUGUUCUUAGAAGACCAACGAAUGUUUCUGAUGGGGGCACACUGAAGAAUGCUAAUCUACCUCCAGCGAGAGCAAGCAUUGAGGCUGCUGUGUCACCUCAAAAGCAACCAGAGUUGUCUGGUAAUUCGCUAUUACCUUCUCGAAAGAUGAGUCAUGGAAAAUCAAAUUUUGUUGAAAGACAAUCAGGAUACCAAGUCCAAACUGACACAAAUGCAGUUAGAAAUUCUGGCUUGCGCUCAUCAGGUACUGCUGAGGUUUCUCGGGUAGAUUCUGGUGGUAAUAGAAGAUAUCGGCGUCAGAGGGUUGAAUUUAGAGUUCGGGAAUCAAACUGGCCAUCUUCCGAGGAGAAUCGAAAUGGCAAUGGAAGGGCACAAAAUUCUACAAAAAAUGGGAGUAGAAAAUAUGUUGUGUCCAACAAGUCCCAGAAACAACCCUUAGACAACUCAGCGUCUGGUUUGAAUGCUAUGCAGAAAACAGUUAGUGGGGGUUCAUUUGAGAAUAGACUUGGGAAAGAGGCUGUCGUGAAGAAUCCACUCAGUCCAAAUUCUGGACAAGCAAACCUUAAAAGGAAUAUGAUAUCUGAUAAGGAAAUUGAUGCACCUUUGCAGAGUGGAAUUGUUCGUGUCUUUGAGCAACAUGGUAUUGAAGUUCCUAGUGACGAUGAUGAUUUUAUUGAGGUAAGAUCAAAAAGGCAAAUGCUUAAUGAUCGCCGUGAACAGAGAGAAAAGGAAAUUAAAGAGAAGUCUCAGGCAGCCAAGGCAUUACGAAAACCUCGUUCAACUUUCCAGAACAGUACUACUGCAGCCAGGUCCAACAGAAGCCCACCAGCUAGCCGAGUUGCGAACAAUAAGCAGUUUAACCCCGUUUCCAACAGACAGACGUUAGCCCCAAUUGGCACACCUUCCCCUAAAACAGAUUCCCAUGCUGAUGAAAAAUCUGGGAGCAACAAGUCCACUCAGGCAAGUAUUGCUCUUCCAGUUAUACCCAAAAAUGAUCAGAAUCCAGCUUCAGGUUUUGUAUUCAGCAACAAAAAUAAGGUUCUGGAUAACAGUCAUACACCUGUGGGGACUUGGGGUAACCAACUCACCUAUCAGCCGGUUAUGGCCCUAACCCAGAGUCAGCUUGAUGAAGCCAUGAAACCUGUAUCUCUUCUUUCAUGUGUUUCUGUUGAGAAUGGUGCUAACCGAAUUAGCGAGGCAAAUUCGACAUCAACGUCUGUUGUGCCAAAGAACAAUACUUUUUCAAGCAGCACAAGUCCAAUAAAUUCAUUGCUUGCCGAGGGCAAAAUUCAAUUUGGUGCAGUUACAUCUUCCACUGUUAUCCCUCCAUGUGGUGGGCGUACGGAGAACGAUAGCUCUUUAUAUUUUGAAAAAGAUAAUAAACAUCGAAAUCCAUCAUCCACUGGCAUGGAGAUUUGCGAAGCAGAAGCAGAAGCUGCUGCUUCAGCUAUAGCUGUGGCAGCCAUAACUAAUGAUGAAACCGGUGGGAAUGCCUUGAGUACUGGCUCUGUAUUACCUGUUGAAACCAAAAUUUAUGGAGGAACAGAGUUAGAUGAUGGGGCAGCAAGUGGUGCUGUUGGUGGGCAGCCUAGUCUAUCAAAAGCUGAGGAGUCUCUCAUUGUUUCUCUCCCAGCAGAUCUUUCAGUGGACACCCCAAUCUCUGUGUGGCCACAAUUACCAAGUCCACACAACUCAAACCAAAUGAUCACUCACUUCCCUCCUGGCCCUCCUCAUUACCCUUUCUAUGAUGUGAACCCCAUGUUAAGAGGACCCAUCUUUGCUUUUGGCCCGCACCAUGACGCAGGAGCAACCCAAUCACAGUCCCAGAAAGGUCCAGUAACAGUUUCUGGUCCACCUACAACCUGGCAGCAGCAGAAUCAUCCUGGAGUAGAUUCCUUCUAUGCCCCUCCUGCCGGUUUCACGGGUCCUUUCCUAACCCCACCCGGUGCUAUUCCUGGCGUUCAGGGUCCUCCUCACAUGUUCGUUUAUAACCACUUUGCACCUGUUGGACAGUUUGGAGGGUUGAGUUUCAUGGGAACAACUUACAUCCCAUCUGGAAAACAACCAGAUUGGAAGCACAACCCAAACGUGUCUUCUUCUCCGGUUGGAGGAGAUGGUGAUGUAAACAAUCCAAAUGUGGCUUCCAUGCAAUGUAACAUUGUACCUGCGUCUCUUCAGCACCUUCCUAUGCCAAUGUUUGAUCCAUCCCCUUUCCAGUCUUCUUCUCAGGAGAUGCCUGUUCGAGCACGGUGGCCUUACAUGCCGUUUUCGGGUCCUCCAACGAUGCAAAUGCAGAAACAGCAGGAAGCAACAGAUGGCUCCAAUCUUCCAUCACCUCAGUUUAACAACAACAUGCUUCCUCCUCCUCCUCCUAACAGAUAUCCCAACGUUCAAGCAUCUACAGUUGUAGAUGCAAUGGUAGACUCCUCAAACGCUUACAGUUCCACCACUUGUGCUCCACCAGCAAAGCCCACCACCACCUUAUCCGAUCCCAACAGCAACAACAUUCAGAAUCCAAAUGGUCCUGGCUUCAAGCCACCACAACAACAACAACAACAACAACAACAAUCUUCUCAGGAGAAGAACUCGCAGUCUCAGCAUGUUGGUGGGUCCAGCCACCACCACCAACACCAGCACCAGCAAAACCGGAGAUCAGGCUACCAUGGAAGAAACCCACCGAUGGCCAGAGAGAGAGGCUUUCCGAAUAACCCAAAGGUCAAGCAAAUCUAUGUGGCUAAGCAGACUGGUAACAGCAAUGCCUCUGCUUCCUCCACCACCACCACCACUUCCCCCUCAAUUUGAUGAUUCUUCACCAUCCAGGUCCGUUCAGAUAUAAACUUUCCAAUAACCCAACCAGCUUUGGCUUCAUAAGAAGAUCUGGUUUUUUUUUUUUUUCUUUCAAUUUUCCCAUAUAUCAAUUAGCUUCUUUUUUUUAUACCUUUUUAUUCUCAUUAGAUAAUUAGAUUUUGUCUCUUCUUUACUCGUUUGGGGGUUCAUUAUAUGGGGACUUUGGUAUGAUUAGUUUUAUUAUAUGGUUGGUGAAAAUAUUGGCGUGAGGUUUUCGGUGUAGAAUACCCAAUUCACGGCUCCAAUGUAUCUGUUGUCAACAUUAUCUUUAUCUUCUAUAAAUCAGCAACUCUUAUUGAAUUAA